UCCUUUCGCCAUUUUUUCUCCCACACUUCAUCCAUUCACUUAAUUCCCAUUCUCAUUUCCAUUCGCAUCUCAAAAACAAUAAUGUAACUAACUUCCACUUCAUUAUUAACUUAUUCGUUCUUUUCUAAUCCCCCCCAAUACACUUCUUUUCUUAUUUUCCUUUCCCCUAAUUCACUUUCCUUAUCCGUGACAUAAAAAUCCUGUAUUUAUAUACAUGUACAUAUACGUAGAUACAUGUAUAUAUAUACACAAGCAUGUACAAUCGAUGAAAAGAGGAAAAAGCAUAUGAUAAUAACGAUUAUUGUUUAUAUAAGAGACUGAAGAAGAAGAAGAAUGGCGUGGGUAAGAUCGGCGGUGAACAAAGCCGUUGAAGCGGGUGGCCAAAGCUCUAUCAGACGCAGCCUUCGUAACUAUGCCGACUCCAUGAAGCUCCAUGCAACCACCGCCGUCGUCGGCGGCGCCAGAGUCUUCCACGAUCGCAUGGUGGCUCAAAAUAUGCGAAGCUUUAGGCACACUGUAAAAAGGUUAGAAGAAGUUUCUGUAUCAUGUAGAGGGGUUGAGAGAGUUCAAUUGCUAAGGAGGUGGCUGGUUGCAUUAAAAGAAAUCGAGAGACUUGUUGCUGCCUUCGCUGGCAGCAAUCCAAACGAUCUCCUUCCUGAUGAAAUUAAGGAGUUACCUAUAAGCCCCACUUUGGUUUAUUAUGUAGACCCUGACAUUGUGGAUGAACCAAAAAAUUUUCGUGAUGUCUUUCUUCAAAGUCAAGCUCUUGAGGGUAUAACAUUAUCAAUGAUUCUUGAAGCACCAAAUGAGGAAGAAGUUUCACUACUUUCAGAGAUCUAUGGGCUCUGUAUUAAGGGUGAAAAGGAGGAACGCACUGCCUUGUUAGCCAGUGUACAAGAUUUGGCAAAAGCGUUUGCUGGAUAUGAAGAUGAAGUCUUGGCAAAGCGAGAAGAAUUGCUUCAAUAUGUCCAAGCUGCCAUUUCAGGGCUAAAAGUAAAUGCUGAUCUCAUGAGAAUAGAAGAUGAAGUCUUCAGUCUAAAGGAAAAAAUUGAGAAGUUUAAGCCAAGUAAUUUUGAUGCAAAAUCUAAUGAGACAACUACUAUAGAUGUAAAGGCUAAUCAUGAAGCUUUGGCACAAAUUCAAAUGUAUUCCAAAUUGGAGGAACUCUUACUCAAAAAGAAAUACUUCACCUGUGGUGAUUCUUCAGAACUUCAUGCUGAAAAGAUUGAUAAAUUGAAAAUCUUAUCAGAGUCUCUUGCAAAUUCUGCAACAAAAGCUCAAAAUCGCAUUUCAGAAAACAGAUCUCAAAAAGAAGAAGCACUUAAUUUUCGGCUAACUAAGACAAAGGAAGUUGACCAAAUUGAGAAGGAAGUAACAAUGGAGAUUGAAGAACUUGAGAAGCUAAAGGAUGAACUUGAAGAGAAACUGAAAAAGGUCAACAGCUUGUUAUUAUCUGCUAGAAUGCGCCUCCACAAUGCAAGAGAAGAAAGAGAUCAAUUCAAUGAAGCAAGCAAUGAAAUUGUUGUACAUUUGAAGGCUAAGGAAGAUGAGAUGAUUCGAUCAAUUGCUUCUUACACAAGGGAAUCAAAUGUUGUUGAUACAUGGAUGCAUUUUCUAGAGAAUACAUGGCUUCAUCAAACCUCCCAUACGAAGAAAGAGAAGGAGCAGAUCAAUGUUGAACUCCAGAGAUAUGGAGAAAAUUAUGUGAAUUUGAUCAUUCAGCUUUUGUCUUCAUAUGAGGAAAAAUUGGGUUCAUCAGUUAAGCAAAUGAGAAAGCUUGUGGAGAAUUUAAGUUCAAAUAAAGGAUUAGAGAAUCCAACAGCUCCAGAUAAUGAGGAUUCUAAAGUGAAUCCAAGGAAAAAGCUUCAAGAUGAAUUUUUGGAUAUAGAAUCCAAGUUUUUGGCCACUCUGACCAUAGUGGAGACCAUAAAUAAUCAGUUUCACAUCCAAAGGGAAGGAAUUUAUAGGAAAGAUAGUGACAAUGUCAUAAAACUCCUAAAUGCCAUCAAGAAAAUAAAGGAAGAAUAUGAAUCCAUUAAGAGACCGAAACUGGAAAUAGAGAUCACACCUCGAAAGCAAGAACAACCUCAAACAGAAACACCAAAAACACCAAAAACACCAAGAACACCAAGUCAAAAGAAAACAUUUAUGAGAAGUCUUUCAAGUAUUUCCUUAACCAAUAGAAUGAGGCAAGAUGAAGCGAUCAUGUCUCCGUCUAUCCACAGAAGAUCAAAAUCGGCAGGCAUAGAUUCAUUGCAAAUGGAAGUAGAACUUGAUGAUAUGAGCGACUAUGAUUCAGCAGAAGAGAUAAGUGAAUGGGAAUUCGAUGAUGUUGAGCAAGAUCAUCACACCAGAAGUUGACCCACAAGGAAAUUAUACCCAAAAUGAAAAAUAAUUUUU
This is a messenger RNA of Arachis duranensis, 2400 nucleotides long. RefSeq lists its product as uncharacterized. The record is from RefSeq and is a predicted model, not a curated record. The transcript has 18 exons. NCBI's taxonomy places the organism in Eukaryota, Viridiplantae, Streptophyta, Magnoliopsida, Fabales, Fabaceae. The coding region runs from base 334 to 2361 and encodes 675 amino acids.